Paramisgurnus dabryanus is the source of this 3519-nucleotide messenger RNA. RefSeq lists its product as uncharacterized. The record is from RefSeq and is a predicted model, not a curated record. Lineage: Eukaryota; Metazoa; Chordata; Actinopteri; Cypriniformes; Cobitidae. Gene Ontology annotation, molecular function: carbohydrate binding.
GCAUUCAGCGCCGCUAUCACCACAUAAACAUAGAGAUGUCCUGGACUGAAGCUCAGAGAUACUGCAGAGAAAACUACACAGAUCUGGCCACAGUCAACAACAUGAAUGACAUGAAUCAACUGAAGAACAGUGUGCAUGAAAAUCCGAUUAUUUUCUUCAUUGGACUGCAUAGAUCAAGUGUUUAUAAAUGGAAGUGGUCUUUGGGUGAUCCUGUGAAAUAUACAAACUGGUCUAAUGGAGACUCAAAUGGUUCAGAUCAUUGUGUUUAUAUGAGAGAUGGAUCAUGGCAUCAUCAGAGCUGUAAUGUGAACAAGAGAUUCAUCUGCUACAAUGAGAGCAGUAAAGGAUUCGUCAUUGAAACAUCUAAUAAAAUAUGGAGAGACGCUCAGAGGUUCUGCAGACAGCAUCAUACUGAUCUGACCAGUGUGAGGAAUCAGACUGAGAAUCAACAGAUUCAGAAGAUUAUGAAAGACAAAAACAUAUCUGAAGUCUGGAUUGGUCUGUUCAGUGACUCAUGGGAGUGGUCAGAUGAGAGCAACUCUGGAUUCAGAAACUGGGGUUCUGGUCAACCUGAUAAUAAUGGUGGUUCUGAAGAUUGUACAAAUGUUAGAACGUAUACAAAUGGUCAAUGGUAUGACUUGGAUUGCAGCCCUCUGACCUUUGUGUGUCAUGAAGAUCUGGAGACACUAGUUACCUGUGAAGAUUACACUGCCCGUCUCAGCUGUGAUGAGGGAAACAUUAAAGUGAUUUCAGCCAAUUUUGGGCGUACAGACAACACAACCUGCUCCAAUGGAAAACCAUCUAAUGACAUCUCAAAUGUUCACUGCAGUCUGAACUCAACCCUAAGUGUGCUGAUCAAACAAUGUGAUGGGCAGCUGAGCUGUUCUAUUGAUGUGAACGCUCCACCUUUCUCUCAACCCUGUUCUGGAACUUACAAAUACCUGAAUGUGUCUUAUAAAUGUAUCAUACCAUCAUCAUCAUCACCACCACCCAAUAAUCUGAUAUUGAUCCAGAUGAAUCUGAGCUGGUCUGAAGCUCUGAGAUACUGCAGAGAGAAUCAUGUGGAUCUGGUUUCAGUUGAUUCAGAGGAGAUUCAGUUCAUGGUGACUAAAGUGAUUCGUCAGUCCUCUACUGACGCCGUGUGGAUGGGGUUACACUAUUACUGCCAAAUGAACCUCUGGAUCUGGAUACGAGGAGAGGCCGUGUGUUAUCAGAAUUGGGCUCCAGGGAACGGGACAAAACUGAUGGACUGCAACACUGAACACAGAGCUGGAGCAGUUCAGUCUGGAGGAGAUCAUCUCUGGAUCAGCCUUCCUCGAUCUCAACAACUCAACUUCAUCUGCAGCAGAAAAUAAUUAAAUAAUACUGUAUAUUUUCUCUAUUGUAUUUCUUUUUUCUGUGGUGAUCUACAGCAAUGCUGCACUAACUUCUAAUAUCUGUUCUGAAUUACAUAAUUAGUCAACUUUACUCAGUACUAUCACCUCUGCUAGUUUUAAUUAAGUUAAAGUUGAGUAUAAGAUAAAUUAAACAGUUUCCUUAUUACUUUGGGUGAUGGUAAUGGUAAAAUAAACACAUGGGUUAAAACUUUUCACUUUUCAAUCAAAUCUUGAUGUUGUUUAUAUGUUAGAAGUCAUCUUUUAUCAAGUUAAUUUUCGCCUGGCUCUAUAUUAGUGAGAACUGUUUCAUAUAACUAAUGCCGGGGGUCAGUCAAUCAAAUAUUAAUAUUCUCAAAAAUCAGCAAAAGUAUAUGUGACUGUAAGUUAUUUUUACAUGAUAUCUGCAGGUAUUUCAAACGCAUGUGAUGAGCACUUCAUGUUUUAAUUUCUGUCAUAAUCUCAUUAAGAAAACCGUAUCACCUAACAGUCUAUAUUGUUAUCCCAGAUUCAUUAAUGCCAUGGUAUAAAAAUAAAUUUCUUAGCAUGUUAAAUAUGUUUCGACUGAUUUAAUCUUUUUAUGUUUAUAUAACACAGGAAAACAAUUCCCAUUAUAAAAUAGAAACAUCCUAAACACCUUACAAUCAAAUCUGCAUACAUGUUUGUUUGAAACCAUUAAAAAUACUAUUUGGUGAGUGAAAAGAAUGAGAAUAACUCAUCUCUGAACGCCUUAAAAAGUAUUUUAUACAGUUUGACUUUUACAGAAAGUUGAUGUUUAUUUUGAAACAAGACAAGAAGAUUUUUGACAGCAUAAAAAGCAUUUAUAGUCCAUAUCUCAUAUUCAUCUUGUGUUUUGUACCAUCAUUUCACACAGUAAAUGACAUGAUGUUGACAUUAUAUAUAUAGUCAAACUAAGCUGUGUUUGCCCCUGAGAGGAGAUGAGGUGGAGAUACACAAACGCACACAGAGAGAUAAGCACAGACUGGGAUUCUACAGCUUCUGAUGUAUGUAUGCUUUUAUAAAUCUGAAAAUGUUUGUGAAUAUGCAACAUUUGCUUUAUGUGCAUACGCAGACUUUACGGAGGAAAUCUACAAAAGGGUUUUGUAAAUGAGGCCCUGAUUUCCUUGCUUUAAAGGAGACAUUUCAUGAAAAUCUGACUUUUCCAUGUUUAAGUGCUAUAAUUGGGUCCCCAGUGCUUCUAUCAACCUAGAAAAUUUGAAAAAGAUCAACCCAGUAACUUAGUUUUGGUAAACCAUUCUCUGCAAGCAGAAAAAAAUACGUAAUUGAAAUUUGGCUCCCCUUGUGAUGUCAGAAGGGGAUAUUAUUUUAAUAUAACCACCCCUUAAUCUGCACUAUCCAACCACAGCAAUGAAAUUUACUGCAGAGAUCAGCUCAUUUGCAUUUUAAAGGACACACACAAAAAGCAAAAUAUUUUGCUCACACCAACAAAGUGUAAAUCUUAACAUGUUAUAAUAAAUAAUCUGUGGGGUAUUUCUGUUGAGCUAAAACUUUACAUACAUACUCUGAAGACACCAAAAGAUUUAUUUUACAUCUUAAAAAAGUCUUGUAAAACCUCCCCUUUAAUGUUGCACAGCUUGCUUCUCAGCUGGUGCUUGGGGUGAUGUUGUGUCCCAUUACUGACUUCUAACAUAAAAUACUGUAAAUAUUAUUUUUGUUUGUUUUGGGAUUUUCUGAUUCAUAAUCCUGGAGAAGUGAAAUAAUCGUUCAAACAUGCUAUCGUGUAUUUUUGUAAGAGUUGGUGAAAUAAAUAUUAACCUAUAUUUGAUAAAAUACUAAUACAUAAUGUCUAAAUGAAUCAUUAAAAUAAGUCCAUAGAACAUCACUUUUAACUGGUUUAUAUUUUUUACAGAUUCAUGAAUUAUGUUCAAUAUGAGGAUACAUUUGAGAAUAUAAAUAUGGGAUUGUGCAUUAUGCUUCACAUCUGCUUUAAUGAAUGAGCUCACUCUCUUAAUUUCAUUUUUCAAUGUAAUUUACUGAAAUGACAAACACUGUAUGUUCUGGCAAACUUUUAGGCUUUGAGACAGUCGAGCUUCCUCUUGACUCAUGUUCAAUCAACACUGGUUUCCAUUAAUGUUCGUUCUGAUCUUGAUAUUUAUUUGUCAACAACAUGCAAAAUAAACUUGAA